AUGUCCAUGUCUACAUUCUUGCAGAAAUCGCUUGCACUCUCAUUAGUACUAUGGCUGCCCAUCUGCACCCAAGCCCAUAUGCAGAUGAGUUGGCCAUACCCCCUCCGAAGUCCCCUCGACCCGGAUGUCUUGGUCGAUGACAAAGACUACGAUAUGACGAACCCCCUCCUUCCAGACGGCUCUAACUUUCCCUGCAAGAACUACCAGAACUACACCGGAGGCUAUGUGACGAAGGCAACCUACCUAUCCGGUGGUACGUACGACAUGUGGCUGAACGGCACAGCAGACCAUGAUGGCGGCUCUUGCCAGCUCUCCUUGUCAUACGACAACGGACAGACCUUCAAAGUGAUCAAGUCGAUGAUCGGUGGAUGUCCACUCAUGCACAACUACAACUUCACGAUCCCCGAGUUCGCGCCUCCGUCGGAUUCGGCUCUGCUUUCCUGGUCUUGGUUCAACCUGGUGGGAAACCGCGAAAUGUACCAGAAUUGUGCACGCGUCAAGAUCAUCGCGGCACCGAACCAGAGGUAUCGACGUGGCUCUCUUUAUAGGCGUCAGGCUUCUUCCUUGGACCAGUUGCCCAAUAUGUUUGUGUGCAACGUCAACAACGGCUGCCAGACUAUCGAGCAGCGAGAAGUCAUCUUCCCGGAUCCUGGAGACCAAGUUGUCUAUGGCCAGGAUGCUAUCACUCCCGACCCAGGACCCGGCUACAUUAUUGCUGCUGCUUCGACCACUUCCGUCUCGUCCACAGAUCCGUCGUCGACAACUACUUACAGUCUGGCUCCGAUUACUCUCCGCUCAACUACCUCUGAUGUACCGUCGGGUACUUCGACAUCCGCAAGCGUGGAUCUCCCAGCCUCAACGAGUACUAUAGCCGGUCAAGAGUCUGUGGUAUCAUCCACGACGGACUUCAACCUGGUACCUACUCAAUCCGUAAGCAGCUUCAGUACUUCGGAUCUGAGUGCUACGCCUAGUACAUCGACAUCAUCUGAAACGGGAACGACUCCAGCUGACAGCGCAAAUAUUAACCCCACUAGUUCCGUUGACAUAUCUACCACGUUUCCAGGCACCAGUUCUGUGUCGAUUACUUCGGACACGUUACCGUCCACGACAAGCGCAGUCAUGACCAGUGUGUAUCUGUCAACUACUUUAUCGAGCACGUCAACCGGCGAUCCUCCUGCUGCGUCAACGACAGAAUCGCCGACAAGCUUCUCUUCGUCUACGCUGAGUUCAACGACGACCACCAGUUCUGACGCAAUGUUCUUUCCGAGUACUUUCAGCACUGUAUUGACGAGCACGAGCAUGAAGAUGGGCACCAGCACGACUGUCCAGACCUCGUUUCCCGUUCUAAACAUGACUGUCACUGUCUUGCCUUUACCAGCCACAUCAGGGACUAGUUUCGUGGGUAGCAGUCUUCCAGACAGUGUCUCCUAUUCCGCUUCCAUCAGCUCCACGACGACGACUACUACUAGAGGGAUAACGCCGACGACCGUGCCGACGGAUUUUACGACCUUCAUCACGACCAUAGACGCAAUCCCAGCGACCUCCACGACCGCUUUCGUACUGUCGACGCCAUCAAUAACAUUUACAACCCUCUAUACAACCAUCCCUACCACUUCAACGACACCGACCACCACGCCGUUGACAAGCAUAGCCAACGUACCUUUGAGCUCAAGCCCACCGUCGACCCCGACUUCGGCACUCUCGACCCCGACGCGGCCAGCUACCGCCUCUUCAUCUUCAGCCUCUCCAAUAUCUACGGCCCUCCCUCUACCAUGCGCCCCCGGAACCUUCGCAUGCAACACGGCAUGGUCGUUCUCGCAAUGCGUCGCGUCCGCCACGGGGCCGACCUACAUCUUCAUGGGCGCCGUCGCGGCCGGCAUGACGUGCAGGGACGGGCGAAUCAUCCGCCAGAACGCCGGAGCCUGCACGCCCAACGGCCAGCUGAGAUGUAAUGGCGCGGGGGCAUUUUAUCUGUGCGAUCAGGGCGGGCUCGUGGAUAUGGGCCCCGUGGCGCCGGGGACGGCGUGUAGGGAUGGGGUUAUUGGCUUUGCUUGA
Molecule: messenger RNA, 2055 nt
Organism: Cladophialophora carrionii CBS 160.54
Lineage: Eukaryota; Fungi; Ascomycota; Eurotiomycetes; Chaetothyriales; Herpotrichiellaceae
Exons: 1
Coding region: 1-2055 (684 amino acids)
Source: RefSeq, a predicted model, not a curated record